AUGGUAACAUGUACCACAACCCUAGAACUGUAGAUUACAUAGUAUGAUAAACAUUAAUCUGGGACAAUGUUUCUUCUAAUCCUUACUUGUUCACUUGUCGGCUUAUGCGUCUCUCAAGAACCCAAACAGUGUACUUCGCCUACCACUUGGGAAUGCAAUGAAAUCAAAGUGGAUCCCUCUAGAAACUUCACCAAAAUUCGUCGUUUGUCUUACGAUGCUCGGAACCGACGGGAAAGAAGAGUGGAAACCGUAGAAAGAGGCAGCAAUAAAACAUUCUACGAUGAACUCAUUCUGUGGAAUGAGAAUAAAAUGUACCGAUUAGACCUUAAAACUCGAAAAUGCAACAUCACGGUUCCACAUCGAGGCUGGGUACCACGUGGAACACAUCCGGGGGAUACAUUUCUGAGCAUAAAUACCGUGGGAGCUGCAGGUUACCCAGAGGAGAGCAUCACAGUCCUACAGUUCAUGUCAAACAAAACCGAAGAAAUGAAGCACAUCGUGGUAUCAUCACCUGACUGCAUCCCUAUUCAGACUACCAUUUACAAUUCCACACGUGGAAUAGAAAUGUCAACUUAUUACGAUCUCAACAUUGGCAUAUCGGAUACAAAAGUCUGGACUCCUCCAAAAGAAUGUCGCCAGUGACUCUCAAUAGUCGCCUGUCGCGUGAAUUACCUAAUAAACAACUUGGCGUGAAAUUGAA
Ostrea edulis (European flat oyster) is the source of this 700-nucleotide messenger RNA. RefSeq names its product mammalian ependymin-related protein 1-like. Gene Ontology annotation, molecular function: calcium ion binding. The record is from RefSeq and is a predicted model, not a curated record. Gene Ontology annotation, biological process: cell-matrix adhesion. Bases 67 to 642 code for a protein of 191 amino acids. NCBI's taxonomy places the organism in Eukaryota, Metazoa, Mollusca, Bivalvia, Ostreida, Ostreidae. The transcript has 6 exons. Gene Ontology annotation, cellular component: extracellular region; lysosome.